Molecule: messenger RNA, 1197 nt
Organism: Coregonus clupeaformis (lake whitefish)
Lineage: Eukaryota; Metazoa; Chordata; Actinopteri; Salmoniformes; Salmonidae
Product: multidrug and toxin extrusion protein 2-like
Exons: 5
Coding region: 136-690 (184 amino acids)
Source: RefSeq, a predicted model, not a curated record
ACAUUCACACAGUUCUUUGAUGCUCUACUGUGUGUGUGUUCAGGGAUCCUGGUAGGAGCAGGUAAACAGAAGAUAGCUGCUCUGUCUAACCUGGUCUCGUACUAUUGCAUUGGCCUUCCAGUCGGCAUCGCUCUGAUGUUCGCUGCCAAGCUCAGGAUACUAGGUUUUUGGGCGGGUCUCUCUCUCUGUGUCAUCCUCCAGACUGGGUUCUUCAUCGUCGUCAUCUUCAAACUCAACUGGCAACACGUAACCAAGGAGGCCCAGGUGCGUGCUGGGAAGAGAGGGCUGGGAACGUGUGUUCCAGCGAAGCCUCCUAUUGGUCAGCCGCUGAUUAAAACUCUGCUUCCAGAAGGCUCUCGAAGCACUGACAUGUCCCAGCCAGAGGGCGAUGAAUCCAAACCGCCUGGUUACACCCAGGGAGGAGGAGGAGGAGGAGGUGGUGAGGAGGAGGAGGAGCAGGAGGAGGAGGGCCCAGGUGUCCAGUCCAAAGGUCUGCUGUCUGCCUCCCAGCUGGUUCUGAGGAGAGGUUUCACUAUGCUGGCUGCAGUACUCCUCCUAGCCACAGGGGUCGCUGUUCACCUGGCCUGUCCCCCUCCUGCACUCUCCAUCCACAGCCGCUCCAACCUCACCUUGGACUGGACCAACUCCUCCACCCCCACACCCCCCCUGGAGCUCAACUCACCCCUCUGAGACAGGAGAGGAGGGACUGGGUUGUCUCUCUGCAGGGAGUGUAUGAAGUGUACAGCACAGCGCUGGGGUCCUGAGACUCUCCUGACCACUGACCUGUCAAACCUCAGGUCAGAGGAACAGCUGCCCCCGUCUCCUCUCCCCCCGUGGCCGUCUGCACUACUGUUCCUUCUGAAGAUAUGCUUUCAGUCUCCUAACAUGUUUCCAAUAUAACUGUCUUUCAUUGUGAUGUCACCUCAGCCUAAUGUUGACUUCAACAGUUUUAAUCUAAUUUCACUGGAAGCAUGGAAUCAGUGUAAAUGUCUGAUGUCCAAUCUAUGGGAUUGUUUCCAAUUGUAUGUUGAUAUAUUUGCACUUGUUUCUACUGUGUAUAGCUAAAUCACUGCAAUUGGCCUACUACCAGUUGAAACAGUGCUUUCAAAUUGUCAAAUAAUAGACUAACAGUGAGUUCUCAUUGAAAUGUCCAGCCCAAUGACAAGUGGUCAAAUCAAUAAAAAAAAGUAUUCUAUU